AUGACGCACGUGACGUCGUCUAACCUCCGCGACCUCCUCGCGGGGACGCACAUCUCGCCGCGCGCGCCCGCGCCGCCGCCGCCGCCGGCGUCGUCGCCGCCGCGGUACGGCGAGCGCGGCGGCGGCGUCGCGUGGCGACCGACGGAAUCUCGUCACUACCGCGACGGAGGCGCGUUUCCCGAGAUCGACGUCGUGCAGCUCCUGGAAGGCAUGGGAUGGGGCCGCGCGAUCGGCGACCCGAACGUCGCGGGGCGCGAGAAGGGCGCGUCGCGACUCGCGACGCCCGCGUCGUUGGACUGCAGCUUCGAAGAGCUCCAGACGCGGGCGUCGCGCGCGAUGCUGCGGCUGCCGGAUCCCCCGAUCGUCGCGGGGGGAGGCGAGGCGUCGCGCGCGUCGCGGCUCGCGACGCCGCCGCCGCCGAACCGGAAGACGUCCGAGUACGCGUCGUUCGUGCGAUUCGCAUCGCACGUCAAGCGCGACGCGGCGGCCGCGAACGGCGACGGGGAGAUCACCGCGGACGCGGUCGUCGCCGCGCUGCUGCGCGCGCAUCCGAACGCGCGCGAGGCGACGCGAGUCGCGAAUCUCAACCCGGCCGUCGUCUGCGAGAGAUACCUCGAGACCCCGGACGCGAGAACGGGCGCGAAAGUCGGCGAGCCCGUGGUCGUGACCGACGGCGGCAGGGACUGGACGAUCGGGAUGGAGUGGGGGUUCGACGGCCUCGCGAAGAGGUACGGCGCGCGUCACGUGGUGUGCAACGACCGCGCGCCCGCGAGACGCGCCGACUCGAGGGAAAAAAAAACCGCCGUCGAGCAAUCUGCGGCGGCGCGCGCGAACGGCGCCGUGCUCGGGUCCUGGGGCGGGCCGCAGCGCAGCUGCGCGCUGCCGCUCGAGGACUACUUGCAAUACGCGCGCGCGCGCCCGGGGUGCGACGACGUCGCCGCGCUCGCCGCCGCCGACGCGCCGUUCUACGCCAACGGCUGGCGCGCGUUUGAAAGGUCGACGCUCGCGAAGAAGACCGACGACGCCGCGAAGAUCGACGCGCUCUCCGACGACGCCGCGCUCGCGACCGCGUUCCCGCUCCCGUACUUCACGUCCGAGAUCGACCACACGCGGCUGAUCACGCUCGAGACGUACAAGAAGCUGCUGCCGAGCGCGAGCGACGACGCCGCGUCCGCGGUCGUGGACUCUUUGGACGCGUCGCUGACGAAGUUAUUCGUGGGUCCGUGCGCGACCAUCACGCGGCUGCAUCAGGACGCCGGGGACGCGCACGCGUGGCUCGGUCAGGCUGUCGGUCGCAAGCUGUUCGUGUGUUUCCCGCCCGACGACGCGGCGGCGUUGUUUCCGAUCGACGGCGAGGUGGAGACCGUGCAGUCCGCGAUCGAUCCGCUGGCGCCGCCGGAGGCGUUGCGGAAGCAGCGGCGGGCGUAUUUCGAGGACGCGCGACCGGUCGUGUUCGUGGUGCACCCGGGGGAGGUCGUCUUGUGUCCAAGAGGGUGGUGGCACUACGCCGUCGCGCUCGAUCACAGCGUGACCGUGAUGCGGAACUUUUACAACGCCAACACGAACGUGAACGCGCUCGUGGGGACGAUCAUCGCCAAGGCGCGGAAGACCGCCGUCGUGUGCGGGUGA
Molecule: messenger RNA, 1629 nt
Organism: Micromonas pusilla CCMP1545
Lineage: Eukaryota; Viridiplantae; Chlorophyta; Mamiellophyceae; Mamiellales; Mamiellaceae
Exons: 1
Coding region: 1-1629 (542 amino acids)
Biological process (GO): positive regulation of translational termination; protein hydroxylation
Cellular component (GO): nucleus; cytoplasm
Molecular function (GO): sequence-specific DNA binding; 2-oxoglutarate-dependent dioxygenase activity
Source: RefSeq, a predicted model, not a curated record